GAACCACGUGUGGGCUCCGUCAUGGCGUCGGCGCCCAAGAGGUUCAAGGCGGCGGCCGGGAGCGGUUCCGGAGGGAAGGGCAGCGCCGACCCCCUCUCCGCGUUCCUGGCGUGGUGCGGGCGGGCCGGGGUGGAGCUCAGCCCCAAGGUGAGGCAGUGCGGGCCGGACCGGGCCUCCCCCGGGCCGCUCCGGUGUCUCCGGCCCCCCGUCACCGCUCCCCUCCCGGCCCAGGUGCGCCUGAGCAGGGAGGGCACGGUGGCGGGGUACGGCCUGUUGGCCGCCGAGGAGCUGGAGGCGGGAGAGGUCCUGUUCACCAUCCCUCGCACGGCGCUGCUGUCCCAGCACACCACCUCCAUCCACACCCUCCUGCAGGAAGCCCAGGAGUCCCUGCAGAGCCAGUCCGGGUGGGUCCCUCUCCUGCUGGCCCUGCUGCACGAGUACACAGCCAGCAGCUCCCAGUGGCAGCCGUAUUUCUCCCUCUGGCAGGAUUUCCGGAGCCUGGAUCACCCCAUGUUCUGGCCUGAAGAAGAGCGAACAAGGCUCCUGCAGGGCACAGGCAUUCCAGAAGCUGUGGACAAGGAUCUAGCUAACAUCCACCUGGAGUACAGCUCCAUCAUCCUCCCUUUCAUGGAGUCCCAUCCUGAUGUCUUUGACCCCAAGCUGCACACUCUGGAAUUGUAUAAGGAGCUGGUGGCAUUUGUCAUGGCCUACAGCUUUCAGGAACCUUUGGAGGAGGAAGAUGAAGAUGAGAAGGGGCCCAAUCCUCCCAUGAUGGUGCCUGUAGCAGAUAUUUUGAAUCACGUGGCCAACCACAACGCCAACCUGGAGUACUCUCCUCACUGCUUAAAAAUGGUGACAACACAGCCCGUGGGGAAGGGCCAGGAGAUCUUCAACACCUACGGGCAGAUGGCCAACUGGCAGCUGCUGCACAUGUACGGCUUCGCCGAGCCCUACCCCGGCAACACCCACGACACCGCCGACAUCCAGAUGGUGACGGUGCGCGCAGCGGCGCUGCGGCGUGCCAGGAGCGAAGCGCAGCAGCAGCUGGUCUCAGAGCAGUGGGACUUCUUGUGCCAGCUGGAGAUGGUGGGCGAGGAAGGUGCCUUUGUGCUUGGCUGGGAUGAGGUGCUGACAGAGGAAGAGCUGUCUGUGACCCUGAAGGUGCUGUGCAUGUCAGAAGAAGAAUUCAAGGAGUAUAAGGAACAAGAUGGCUGGGAAGAUGACAGUGAGGAAGAGGAAAACUCUACCCUUUCCAACGAGGCUCUCUCCAGACUAAAAACCCCUUGCAAGAAGCUCCUUUAUGACAGUGUGCUGCUGACCCUGGAGUCCUACAGGUCAGACCUGAAAGCAGAGCAGGACUUGCUAAAUAACAAGGAGGCUUAUGAGAAACUGAGUCGAAGGGAGCAGCAGGCUCUGCACGUGCGCUACGGACAGAAAAGGAUCUUGCAUCAGCUGCUGGAGCUGGUACGAUAGAAACCUGGACAGGACCUGCCCAGGACUGAUCCAAGGGGAAGGGCAGCCUCUGGACAUCAGUCCUGCAGCAGGGAGGACAGAUGGCAAGAUUGACUAAAGGCCCACUUGUCCCUUAUAUGGCAUGUGGCUUUUGAGCUACCUCUACAUAAAGAAGUAUCUUGACAGCAC
Messenger RNA from Lepidothrix coronata (blue-crowned manakin), 1641 nucleotides. RefSeq names its product SET domain containing 6 (gene SETD6). Lineage: Eukaryota; Metazoa; Chordata; Aves; Passeriformes; Pipridae. Gene Ontology annotation, cellular component: nucleus. Gene Ontology annotation, molecular function: protein binding; protein-lysine N-methyltransferase activity. The record is from RefSeq and is a predicted model, not a curated record. Gene Ontology annotation, biological process: peptidyl-lysine monomethylation.